Dunckerocampus dactyliophorus (ringed pipefish) is the source of this 5566-nucleotide messenger RNA. RefSeq names its product DnaJ (Hsp40) homolog, subfamily C, member 22 (gene dnajc22). NCBI's taxonomy places the organism in Eukaryota, Metazoa, Chordata, Actinopteri, Syngnathiformes, Syngnathidae. The transcript is spliced from 4 exons. The coding region runs from base 164 to 1057 and encodes 297 amino acids. Gene Ontology annotation, biological process: endocytosis. The record is from RefSeq and is a predicted model, not a curated record. Gene Ontology annotation, cellular component: early endosome; plasma membrane.
UUGUCAUGAUCCAAAGUCCAAAUUCUUGCAACAACAUGCAAUACCUUCACUUGUAGAAAGAACGGAAAAGGAUUGAUCAUCUAAAGGACCUACAUAUUUGGGCUCUGUGCUCACUGAGAAUGUGUAAUUCUCACCUGUAAGUGUGAUCCACAAUGGUCACAAGAUGGUAAAAAGUGUUAUGGUAGCCUAUGCCCUCUGGGCAGGAGGUGGGCUUUUUGGCCUUCACCAUUUAUAUUUAAGAAGAGACAGCCAUGCUCUGUUAUGGAUGCUAACGCUGGGAGGGUUUGGCAUCGGUUGGUUCCGAGAGAUUAUACGUAUUCCUGCGUAUGUUGAUGAAGCCAAUCAAGAUGCAGAAAAUGAGAGAAGACCUUCUACCAUGGUCCCUCCACCAGUAAGUCCAGUUAGAUUCGCUGGCCAGGUGUGUGUUGGGAUCUAUUUCGGCACAGUGGCUCUGAUUGGACUGAGCUCCCUCAGUUUCUUCUACUUGAUUGUUCUCCCUCUAUGUGUGGGUGCAGGGGUGCAUCUGGUGUCCACUGUUGGCCAACAGACCUCUGAUCUCUCACAAACACUCAUAGCUACUCUGAUAACCUCCCCGAUAUUCUAUGGCAGCACUUUAUCCCCCCUUCCUAUUAGCCUGGCAGCCAGUGUCACUGCUGCACAACAUCGCAGGUACAAGCGGCCCCAGGCAGGAACACAGGAACUUGGUCCAAGGCUUUACAGGUUGGGUCUUGCUUGGCUGGCCUUCUCUGCACCAUUAGCGUAUUGUGUUUUCAGUAAUACCACAGCCACAUUGUACUACCUGUCGGACUGUGUGGCAGCACUGCUGGAUAUUUUCUGGUUUCUUCCUUGGCUUAGAAGUGUGGUGGAGUACAUUUUCUUAAUGCCAUAUCGCAUCAUGUGCGUCUUUACUGGAGGGGGGUACUAUGACGAGGCCUGGAAGAAGAUGCUAGAAAUACUGCUUAAAGACUACACUGAGCGGGAAAAAGAGGCCCUGGAGGGUAUGCUGGAGCCUAUCCCAGCUGACUUUGGGCGAGAGGCGGGGUACACACCGAAAUGAUCACCAGCCAAUCACAGGGGCACAUAUAGAGCACCCUUCCUUCUCAUGCAAUAGAAUAUUCCAUGUUACUGCACAUGUGCAGAUGGAUUUGGGAGGAAGGGAGCAAAACAAACUUGUUGGCGUGGUUUGUAGAAUAAUGAAGUGGAGUUACCCCAGUGGAGUGGGGAAGAGGAGAAGGCGAGAGGAAAACAGUUUUUAUUAGGGAUGCUCCAAUCAGGUUUUAUCGAUCAUGAAUAAAAUAAAAUAAAAUAAAAUAAAAUAAAAUAAAAUAAAAUAAAAUAAAAUAAAAUUAAGUGUAAAUUUUUAAAUAAAAAACAUUUUGAAAUUUUUUAAAUUUAUUUUCAUAGCAUAUUUCAACCCAAACAAAUCAAAUAGGUUUAUUUUACCAGAACAUUAGCAAUGUGCUGGUGUCCACAACUCACAUUUUGUAUUUGAGAAUGCCUUUCUUUCCAGUGUUCUCACAUUAUUAACCAAAAACCUGAAUGAAAAGUAGGCUCGCAGGCACCUCUUCGGGUCGUCGGGUGCCGGCGGGCACCACGCUGGUGACCCCUGGGCUAUAUUAUAUGAAACGGGAACCAGUAACUAGCAUCUUAAACUGACAGAUAAUCAGAAUCAAAAUCAGCUUUAUUGGCCAAGUAUUCUUACAAAAAACAAGGAAUUUGACUUGGGUUAAAUUAACUCUCACUGUACAUAUACACAGACACUUAAAAAUAAAUAAAUAAUUAAAAAGUAAGACUGAGAUGUGCAAAAGGGAUAAUAAUAUAAUGGCAGUGCAAUUCAAGUAAGUGGGUGUGUGAUGAAUAAACCGGGACUUUAUCUGCAUUUGUAACAAAAGACAGUAUGUGCAUUUUUAAAAAAUCAGGAUUUACAUUCCAGUGAUUUUUUUGGGAGGGUCAACACUGACGUUUUGAAGUGAUCAGAGUGACGGCCUAGGGGAAGAAACUGUAUCUGUUCCUGGAAGUUUUGGUGUACAGAGCUGUAUCGCGCCUACCUGAGGGAAGGAAUUUGAACAGUUUGUGUCCAGGGUGUGAGGGGUCUGCACUAAGGUUCCUUGGAGCAGUGGGGAGAGAACACUCUCUUGGGGAGUGCCAGUGAUGGUGAUCUGAGUGCUGGAUGUGAUGCCCCCCAGCCUCACCUGCUGGCUUGGGUCAGUCAGGAAGCUGGUGGUCAACUGACAGGUGGACGCUGGCACAGUGAACUGGGAGAGCUUCUGGUGGAGGAUCUUAGGAAUGAUGGCGCUGAACGCCGAGCCGAGUCCACAAACAGGAUCCUUGCAUAGGUCCCUGGGGAGUAGAGGUGAUGCAGGAUGUAGUGCAGUCUCACGUUGACUGUAUCAUCCAUCGACCUGUUUGCCCUGUAGGCAAACUGCAGGAGGGCCAUCAGAGGGCCUGUGUUGUUCUUCAGGUGGCUCAACACCGGUCGCUCAAAGGAUUUCAUGACCACAGAUGUCAGGGCCACAAGUCUGUAGUCAUUAAAUCCUGAGAUGGAGGGUUUCUUGGGAACUGGGAUGAUGGUGGAACGUUUGAAGCAGGAGGGCACUUCACACAGCUCCAGUGAAUGAUAGAAGAACCGGGUGAAGAUGGGGGCAACUGUAACAGAUUUCAAAAUCAGGAAAAAGUGGCCUAAAUUGCAUACUCAACUUUUGUAAAAAUGUAAAAAAAACAAAAAAAACACCCCUGACUGUAAUAAAAGUAUAAAGACAAGUCAACCACUGAAUAAUAAAACUAAAAUAAAGAUAGCUAUAUACACUAGGUCCCCAAUUUACGAACACAAUUGGUUCCAGACAACCGUUCUUAUGUCGAAUUGUUCUUAAGUAGGGGAAAAGGUAAUAUUACCAAUGACAUAGGUACUACAUGUACGUGUAUACUGUACAUAUACAGUAUAUGUGUAUGUAUGUAAAUAUGAGUUUGGAUGCAGUAGUAAUAUUAAACGAGGAUAAUUAAUGAAAAAAAACAAUAAUAAAAGUGAUAUAAUAAUACGUAAUGAUAAAUGUUAUUUACCUUUGAAGAGGAGUGGCCGAGCAUACGUCGUUGUGGUGGAGUUGGAGGAGGAGAUAUUGAAAAAAAGGACAAAUCGUCAUCAUUGUUAGACUCUUCUAAAAGAGGUAGUGUUCUGUGGGUGGUGUAGAAUUAAGCAGGCCUAUUAACUCUUCAUAAACUUUAAUCACACACUCUGUCCGGGUUUAUAAUUUAGCUUUCCAUUUAGCUUUAUCUGCCCAGCCUCUAACGCUGCCUCUGUUGGUCCCAUUAGCAGUGUCACAGUGCCCUCUACUGGUCAAGCAUGUACAGUAGCAGUAUAAAUACUGAUUGAGCGACUACAAGGCAAAAUAAAAUAAAAUAUAGACCAGUCAGCUUGUGUUCGUAUCCGCGAAUGUUUGCUAGUCAGGUGUUCGUAAGUUGGAGACCUAGUGUACUUUAUUGAUCUUGAUCUUAUUGAUCUUUAUUGAAGUAAAACUACUCACCCUUUGAAGAUAAAUAACAGUCACGUAAGGGAAAGCGGAAACAGAAUGCGGCAGAAACAGAGCGACAUUCCCACUAAAGGUGUUUUAUAGGUCCUGCUGGAAUUCAAUGUCAUAUUGGUGUCUAACAGCAGGCAACAUACCAACAUACAUGAAUUGUGUUUAACUUUAGAGAUUCCACUGAAUUUAGUUAUUUUCUAUUAAAUAUAGUUGUGUUAUAUAUAUUAUAUAUGUAUUAAUUGACUAUGAGAAUUGACUAGGAGUAAAACAAUGGAAGUGAGUAUGGGUGUGAACUUUGCAUGUUCUCCCUGUGCUUGCAUGGACUUUCUCCAGGCACUCCGACUUCUGCCCACAUCUCAAAAACAUGCUUGUCAGGCAAAUUGUAGACUCUAAAUUGUCCGUAGGUGUGAAUAAUUGUCUGUCUAUAUGUGCCCUGUGAUUGACUGGUGACCAGUCCAGAGUGUACACCAGCUCUCACCUCAAUUCAGCUGGGAUAGACUCCAGCUCACCCGUGAACUGAAUGAGGACAAGUGAUAUAGAUGGAUGGAUGUAUUUCAUAGACUAAAUAAUUACCUAUUCUAAUUAUUUUCUUUUCUGGCUAGGUGGGACAAAUUUCAGGUUUUACUGUCGAUAGUGAGGUCGAUAGAGUCAACUCUGAACACGCCCUUAAAGGAAAACUGCACUUAAAAAAAAAUUUUGCCCAUCAUGCACAAUCCUUAUGUGAAGCAUGACCACAUGUCUUUCACUUUUCUGUGCGUUCUAAAGACUGAAAAACAGGUAGUAUCUGGGAGAUAACAAUGUAGAGUACAUAACGGGACACACGUAUUUCGGCUACAAAGCCCAAAAAAAACCUCCAAAAAAUGCCACAAUGUUCUAUUUACAUAACUGAUCUGUAUAUAAACUAAGCUACAGCGACAUUAUUAUUGCAUUGCUACAGCGAACAUGAAGAACUAUUUUGUGAUGCGGUGAUGCAGCGCUUUACAAACAAUGUGAUAGGACACCAAUCUGUACUGACUGGGAAACAAGAAGAAACAUAUGAACAACUACGAAUAGACAACCAAAUUAUCUGUAAAGUAUCAGCCCAAAUUCCAUGUUUUGUUUGUACACGGCUUGAUGGGCUGUGUAGCUGUGAUAUCAAGCACUAUGUGCUCCAUGUAUCAGAAUCAAUAUCGUGGUGACCUACUCGAUAGACAGUUUUCCGUCUGGCCAGAUGGCCUGCGGUGUCAUUUCCAGUUGAUUUUGGGUAUGCGGAAGAAAGUUUGUACCUGUGCAGGGUUUGUUAGCACUAACAAUUCUUUGUUCGUUGUGGUGCAAUCCGUUGGAGCAAUGUCCUCCUCACCAGACACAAAGUCUUCCAUUGAGGGUAACACUGUAUGCCACUCAGUGCAGCAGAAACGAUUUUUGUCGUCAUGGCCUGGCAAGCUCCAAAUUUAAACCACCAAGUCAUGCCAGUUCUGACUCUGUUGCCCCCCGUCUGCUCCGAAGCUUCAAUUUCUUUUCUUGCCCACUCAGCUUCUAAAACCUGUAGCUCAGCCGCCGUAUGUUCAGGCUAAAAAAGAUAAGGUUCUGGAUCCUCAUUUGUCCAAAAGUAGUCGGCGGCGGAUCUCAUGAAGUCUGCCAUGAUUAGUAGUUGCAAACAGACAUGCGCUUGACACGCUGCUGCUGUUGACGGAAGUUGCGGUAGUUCCUAUUUAUGGGCUCUCUGGAAGUUGUGCAUGGUCACAGCAUGUAUAGUAUAAAACAAUAAAACGUCGUUGGUAGUUUUUUAGAGGGUUUUAUAGUCGAAAUAGGUGUGUCCCAUUAUGUGCAUUGUUAGCUCCCUCAUGCUAACUGUUUUUCUCUCUUUAGAACACAAAUAAAAAGGAAAGACGUGUGCUCAUGUUUCACAUAAGGAUUGUGGAUGAUGGGCAAAGUAUAAAAAAACAAACUGCAGUUUUCCUUUAAGUGGGUUAUUUGCCCGAUAAAUGCUUAAUAUUCUGCAGGUCGAUACAUAGACAGACAGACAGACACUUUAAAACAAAACUUUUCUUCAAAUGUAAUUGUCAUAUUUC